CUCAGAGAACAUACACCUUGAAAGCUGCGCGAGCAGCUCGUUGGCAAAGACGGUGCUGCUUUGCCUUUGUUCUUCCUGUAGUCUGCCAUGGCAGCUCGCGUUGAAACGAGUAUGGGGUCGCUUAGGCUCACGUUGCACUACUCCAAAACGCCUUUGACAAGCAGAAACUUUCUUGAGCUGGCAAAGUCAGGGUACUACGAUGGAUGCAUCGUCCAUCGGGUUGUGCCCGGAUUCAUGAUGCAAACAGGCGAUCCUGAUCCGACUAGCUCAAAUGGGAGCGGGGGCGAGUCGAUCUAUGGCCCCACUUUUCAGGAUGAGAUAGUUGCCAGCCUCUCGCACGACAGAACAGGGGUCGUCUCCAUGGCCAAUGCUGGAUUUAACACAAACUCAUCCCAAUUUUUCAUCACCUUCCAGGCCUGUGAGCACCUGGAUGGAAAGCACACAAUCUUCGGCCAAGUGGAGGAUUCCGACCUUGCAACACUUCGCGAAAUGGAAUGUGUGAAGGUUGGCAAGGGGGACAGGCUGGUCUUGGCGAUUCUCUCCAUGAUUAAAUCGACACCCAAAUGGCUUUGCUUGAGGCCGACAAAGCCGAUCAAGAUCUUCGGCAUUCAUGUGGAAGAAGAUCCCUGGGCAGGGCACCCACUUCCUCCAGGGGCAUGUAUUCCAGACAAGCCGCUCGUGACUGAGGACAAAAAUUGCUGCGUCCAGUGAUUUGCUUCACGGGUGCUUGACCGUUUAGCUGAACUAGCCCGAUUUCACUGUCGCAAAAUGCGUGCACACACCAAGCCAAUACAGCCCUUCACACUAGAACGAAGAAAGGCUGUGUGGCAAUAGCAGUGCUUAAAAUAGCACGAUAGAAGAGCUGACGUGGCUAUAUGCUAAUUUUGUUUCGGUGA
Molecule: messenger RNA, 896 nt
Organism: Effrenium voratum
Lineage: Eukaryota; Dinophyceae; Suessiales; Symbiodiniaceae
Source: the annotation of a GenBank genome assembly